AUGUUUGUCAUUGAAAAGUAUUUCCUUGCAAAAUUGCCUUCACUUGGGAAUGAUUCUUUCUAUAAAUGCUGGAAUAUUACAAGUGUAUCACUUAAUUUGCCUAAUGCAGAAAUCGGAAUAAGGAUUUUUGAAGGAUGCAGAGGUUUAGUUAGUGCUUCAUUUGUAAAUGGAUUCAAGUCGAUAACUAAAGACAUGUUUAUGGACUGUAUAAAAUUAAAAUCAAUUUCAUUACCUGAUUCGAUAUCAAAUCUUUCAUUCAGAUGUCUUCACAAUACAGCCUUAGAAUCAUUCAAAAUUCCGAACUCAGUAAGAAGUAUUGGAUUUUUUGGUGUGAUUCCUACUUUGAAAAGAAUAUAUAUAGGAUCACCUUCACAACUUGUAGAAAUACAAUAUAAUACAUUUGGUUGGUUGAAUUGCCAAGGUCAGGCUGAACUAACAUUCCCGAAUAUUGAGUAUAUUGGUUUGGCAAGUAACAACAAUUUUGUAGUUUAUAAUAACUAUCUCUAUACAAAAGAUUACAAAACAUUAAUUGUCUGUCUCCCUGAAAACCAAAAUGACACAACAAACUUCUCUCCAAAAACAGAAAUAAUUCAAUCAUUUGCCUUCUUCAACAAACAUAAUUUAAAAAAAAUUAAUUUUCAAUAA
This is a messenger RNA of Trichomonas vaginalis G3, 645 nucleotides long. RefSeq names its product ribonuclease inhibitor domain-containing protein. The record is from RefSeq and is a predicted model, not a curated record. Bases 1 to 645 code for a protein of 214 amino acids. The transcript has a single exon. Lineage: Eukaryota; Parabasalia; Trichomonadida; Trichomonadidae.